GCGGCAGUUUAGUGUCAUUUUUUCAAUUAUGGUUUACUGUGAAAUUCUGUAAUUAAUUUAAACAAAAAAAAUAUAUAUAUAUAAAGAAAAUAUUACUUGUUGUCUAAAAUGGAAUACAUUCAAAAUAUUCCUCCAACCGAUUCCAUUCCAAACAAAAUAUUAUGUUGCGAAUGUGGAAUUCCAAUAGAACCAAAUCCAGCAAAUAUGUGUGUAGCUUGCUUACGAACACAAGCUGAUAUUACAGAAGGUAUACCAAAACAAGCUACACUUUAUUUUUGCCGAGGAUGUGAGCGCUACCUUCAACCACCUGGAGAGUGGGUACAGUGUGCUUUAGAAUCUAGAGAAUUACUUUCGCUGUGCCUGAAAAAGCUAAAAGGCCUAAAUCGAGUUAAGCUUGUGGAUGCUAGUUUUGUAUGGACCGAACCUCAUUCAAAACGCAUCAAGGUAAAAUUAACGGUUCAUGGAGAAGUUGUUGGAGGUGCUGUUCUCCAGCAGGUAUUUGUUGUGGAAUAUACUGUAGCCCAUCAUAUGUGUGACGAAUGUCAUCGUUCCGAAGCAAAAAACUUUUGGAGAGCAUCUGUUCAAGUACGACAAAAAGCAGAGAAUAAGAAAACCUUUUAUUACCUCGAACAGCUCAUUUUAAAACAUAAAGCCCAUGAAAAUACUUUAGGCAUAAAACCAAUCCACGGUGGCCUGGACUUCUUUUAUACAACUGAGGGUAAUGCUAGGAAAAUGGUGGACUUUCUUUCUGCUGUUCUUCCAUGCAAGUACCAGCACUCAAAGAAACUAAUAUCUCAUGAUAUACACAGCAACGUUUAUAAUUAUAAAUUUACAUAUUCUGUAGAAAUAGUACCUAUAUCAAAAGACAGUGUGGUUUGCUUGCCGAAGAAACUAACGCAGCAAUUGGGUGGAAUUUCUUCUAUAUGUUUGGUUUACAGAGUUACAAAUUCAAUUCAUUUAAUUGACCCAGCUACAAAUCAAAUUGCCGAAUUAAAUAGCACCACAUAUUGGCGCUAUCCUUUUGGUGCCAUCUGUAAUCCAAAACAGCUCGUGGAGUAUGUAGUAAUGGAUAUCGAGCCGAUUAUGGAUAAGGAACGCAAAGUCUUUCCUGGACAAGGUGCGAUUUCUAACCGCCAUGUACUGGCUGAUAUAUGGGUUGUGAAAGCAUCAGAGCUGGGUAUGAAUGACAAUACGAUUCACACUAGAACCCAUUUGGGCCAUGUCCUUAAACCUGGAGAUUCGGUCUUGGGGUACAAUCUGGAAGAUAGUAAUGUUAAUGAUGUCAACUUUGACAAGUUGGAUAGAAGUAAUAUUCCAGAUGUACUCUUAGUGAAGAAACACUAUGGCGAUAGGUCUUUCAUGAGGAGACAAAGAAUUUGGAAACUGAAACGUCUGGCCGAAGGGGAUACCGCGUUUGAUCCAGAUGCAAAUGAUUUCCACGAAUUUAUGGAUGACUUGGAGGAAGAUCCCACACUUAGACAAAAUAUUAACAUUUUUAAGGAUAAAACAAAACAGAUUCCAGUCGAUUCUGAUGAUAAGUAUGAUGAGACUAUCCCUCAUGUUACCCUAGAAGAAAUGUUGGAUGAUUUGGUUAUCGAUGAUGCGGAAAUGGAAGAAGUGGCAUAAUUCAUCUAUUGUUCUUUAAAUAAUUAUUUUAUGGAAUUAAAUAUAAUUAUUUUGUUGGAUGUGGUUUAUAAAUAAAAAUGAAAUUUAA
This is a messenger RNA of Anoplophora glabripennis (Asian longhorned beetle), 1714 nucleotides long. It is a transcript of the gene Nmd3, whose product is annotated as 60S ribosomal export protein NMD3. The record is from RefSeq and is a predicted model, not a curated record. The transcript is spliced from 7 exons. Gene Ontology annotation, biological process: ribosomal large subunit export from nucleus. Gene Ontology annotation, cellular component: nucleus; cytoplasm. NCBI's taxonomy places the organism in Eukaryota, Metazoa, Arthropoda, Insecta, Coleoptera, Cerambycidae. Gene Ontology annotation, molecular function: ribosomal large subunit binding. Bases 109 to 1626 code for a protein of 505 amino acids.